This is a messenger RNA of Hemicordylus capensis (graceful crag lizard), 4125 nucleotides long. RefSeq names its product structural maintenance of chromosomes protein 6-like. Gene Ontology annotation, molecular function: single-stranded DNA binding; damaged DNA binding. Lineage: Eukaryota; Metazoa; Chordata; Lepidosauria; Squamata; Cordylidae. Bases 422 to 3706 code for a protein of 1094 amino acids. Gene Ontology annotation, biological process: double-strand break repair via homologous recombination. The record is from RefSeq and is a predicted model, not a curated record. The transcript is spliced from 27 exons. Gene Ontology annotation, cellular component: nucleus; Smc5-Smc6 complex; site of double-strand break.
GUUAGAUGAGGAAAGGAGCAACUGAUGACGCGAAAGAACCCUUGGAUAGGCUCCUCUAUUUUGCGUUUGCGUCACGUCCUUGCCCCGCCAAUGACAGCGUCCAGCUGGAAAGCCGAAGUGACGCGAUAGGGAGCCCUUUCUUUUCUAAACAAAUUCUAUCUCUACGGCGGACGCGGGAAGAGAAACUCGACGAGGCCUGCGCAUGCGCUCUGGCGUUAGCGGCAAAGGUGCUAUCCUUGCUGCUUGGGAAGAUUGUAUGGGGUAGAGUAGCCGAAACUUCCGCUACUUACUGGACCGUGUGUCCGAAGGGGGCUGUGCAGCACAGAGGACGACCCCCUCACACACACACACACACACCGGUGCACUCGGGGCUCUGGAGUUGCUGCAGGACUCUUCAGCGUUUCCAACGGCAUUUCCGGUUAUGGCGAAGAGAAAAGAGAGAAGUUUUUCACCCCCAGGAUCCAGCAAAAGACCUAGACAAGAAUUUAGAAAUGUCUCUGAUGAUGAUGACCCUAGUGAAGAAGAAUUGCAGAGUGAUAGCUGUUCUGGAUCUCAAUUGGCAUCAGGAGACGUUGGGAUAAUUGAAAGUAUCCAGCUAAAAAACUUCAUGUGCCAUUCAAUGCUGGGUCCCUUCAAGUUUGGAUCCAAUGUCAAUUUUAUAGUUGGAAACAAUGGAAGUGGGAAGAGUGCAGUGCUCACUGCUCUUAUUGUUGGCCUUGGUGGAAAAGCUAUCAUCACAAACCGAGGAACAUCUUUGAAAGCAUUUGUAAAAGAUGGACAGAGCUCUGCAGAUGUUUCAGUAACUCUACGAAACCGAGGUGAAGAUGCAUUUAAGCCUGAAUUAUAUGGUGACUCUAUCACUGUAAAUCAACACAUAAGCCUCGAAGGACAUCGUAGCUACAAGCUGAAAAGCAGCACAGGUGCCUUAAUUUCUUCUAAGAAGGAAGAACUUAUUACAAUUCUGGAUCACUUUAAUAUACAGGUAGAUAAUCCAGUGUCUGUACUCACCCAGGAAAUGAGCAAACAAUUCUUGCAGUCUAAAAAUGAAGGAGACAAAUACAAGUUCUUUAUGAAAGCAACUCAGCUAGAACAGAUGAAAGAAGAUUAUUCAUACAUCAUGGAAACGAAAGCAAGAACACACGAUCAGGUGGAACAAGGAGGAGAGUUUCUUGAAGAACUUAGGAAAAUAUAUUUGGAGAAGGAAGAACGUUACAAAAAUAUUGCUUUUGUGAGUGAAAUGCGAAAUAACCUAAAGGAGUUGCAGCACCAAAUAGCUUGGGCAAUGGUGAGAGACACUGAAAGUGAAAUAAGAUCAAUUACAGAGGGGAUUGCUGUUAAAGAAGCAAGUACCGAAAGAUUUGUUGAGAAAGUGAAAGAGUGGCAGGCUAAAGUAAAAGAAGCAGAAGUAAAACAGAGAGCUAUCCAAGACAAACUAGAGAAGAUUACGGAAGAAGCUAAAACAUUACAGCCUUCAUGUGUUGCUUCUAAAACAGAUGUGCAGAUAAAAAGAAGAGCAUACAAUGAUGCUGAGGCAGCAUAUAGUCGGUCUCAGACUGAAUUGAAACGCUUGACGAGAGACUACGAACAACUUUGCAAAAAAAUUGAAGAACUGAAAAAUAGUGCAGAUCAUACUUCUGAGCCUGAGAAGAUGGAAAGACAGAGAAGAUCUGACCAGUUGAAAGAGCAGUUAAAGAGACUGCAUGAUCAAGAUGAAUCAGUUGGCCAGCAGAUAAAACAGUUUGAACAAGCUAUAGAUAAAUACAAGGAAGAUUCUGCUAGACUUAGGAAGGAAGAAGGUGAAUUGAAACACAAUCUGGAUUUCCAGCAACGACAGCUAAAAGAGUUGAUGGAGAGUAAAACAAAUAGACUGAAAAGAUUUGGACCACGUAUUCCAGACCUUAUUCAAGCAAUUGAAAACGCUCAUCAGCAGGGACAGUUUAAGUACAAACCAAUAGGACCCCUAGGUGCUUUUAUUCAUCUGAAAGAUGCUGAACUUGCUCUGGCUGUUGAGGCAUGUUUAAAAAGCCUUGUUCAAGCAUUUUGGUGUGAUAAUCAUAGUGAUGAAAGAGUGUUGCAGGUAUUAAUGUCAAAAUUCUGUGCUGGUGGUCGUCCUCAAAUAAUCGUCAAUGCUUUUCAGAAUCAUGUUUAUGAUGUAAGCCAAAGGGCAGUUGUUUGUAACAACUUCCCAUCAGUCUUGAACGCAUUAGACAUUGAUAAUGCAGUAGUUGCCAAUUGUUUAAUUGACAUGAGGAACAUAGAAUCGGUUCUACUGAUCAAAAAUAAUAGUGAAGCUCGGGAAGUAAUGCAGAGAAACAGGCCUCCAAAAAAUUGUAGAGAAGCUUUUACUGCUGAUGGUGACCAAGUGUUUGAGCGACGUUAUUAUUCUUGUGAAUAUACCAGAUCCAGAUUCCUCAGCAGAGAUGUGGAGGCAGACAUAAGUCACUUGAAGAAAGAAGUUGAAAUCAAAAAAGGCAAUCUAUUAAGACUUCAGGAACGAAUAACUUGCCUUGGCCAUGACAUAAGAAAUAAUGACCGCCUCCUUACUGAUCAUCUUCAUCACCAAAAGAAAUUAAAAGUAGAUAUGAGAAGAAUAACUCUAGAAAUUACAGAUCUUGAGAAUGUAGAAGAACACCAAUCAGUGGUCAUCUCUACAUUAGAAGAAGAAAAACAAGAGAACGAGAACAAGAUGGAGGCUGUUAAGGUAGAUAUACUCCAGCAGACAGAGAAAAAGGAGGAGCUGAAAAUUAUUCUACAAGAGGCAGAACAAAAAUUUGAAGCAAUUAAAGAUAAAAUUCAUCAAGUGGAGGAAGAAGCAGGACCAGUCAAGGAUAGAUUAAAUCAAGCGGACUAUGAACUGGAAAGCAGUAGCGAUCACAUGCAACAUUAUGAGGGGAAAGAGAGAGAACACUUGGAAUCCAUAAACAAAAUUAAAAAUCAUCUAGCUACAAAAGAGAAGGAAUUAAUGGAAAUUAUUGCAAAGGCUUCAAAAAUUCAUCCAGAGCGAAUAGAAGUAAAUAGAACCAUUAAGAGUCUUGAUACCGAAAUAAAUAUUUUAAGGGAUAAAAUAAAUUCAGAAAGAGAGCGUACCGGAGAUAGAGAAGAAAUAAUAAGGCAGCUUCAGGAAGCAAAAGAAAAGUAUCAGAAUGCUGAGAAUGAAGUAAAAAACUUGAAGAAAUUCACAAAACUUUUGGAUGAAGUUAUGAAGCAAAGACAUAAAACAUACCUGCAAUUUCGCAGGUACCUAACUAUGCGAUGCAAAUACUACUUUAACUCCUUGUUAAGUCAACGAUCAUAUUCUGGAAAAAUAGAAUUUGACCACAAGAUUGAAAGGCUUUCAAUUACAGUCCAGCCUGGAGAGGGAAACAAGGCUUCUUUAGACGAUAUGAAAUCUUUGUCCGGAGGUGAACGUUCCUUCUCUACAAUUUGCUUCAUUCUUUCCCUGUGGUCCAUUACUGAAUCUCCUUUCAGGUGCUUGGAUGAAUUUGACGUCUUUAUGGACAUGGUUAACAGAAGAAUCGCUAUGGACAUGAUGCUUAAAAUGGCAGAUUCUCAACGUUAUCGGCAAUUUAUUUUGCUCACCCCACAGAGCAUGAGCAACUUGCCUAUAUUUCACCUUAUUCGAAUCCUUCGAAUGCCAGACCCUGAGAGGGGACAAUCCACUCUGAAUUUUCGUCAUAGAGGUGAAGAAGAUGAAGAUGAGGAAUGAGUGCUUUAUAUACUGUGCAGAAUUGGCUUGUUUAUAUUGUACACACAGCUGUUAACAUCAUAGUCUACCAUAAGUCCUGUUAAAACAAAUGAGAUGCAAUGGUUCAUAAUUCUCCAGGUUGUGUUCACAAUACAUAUGAGUGUAAUUGUGCCUCUCUUUCAUUUUUAGUGCAGCUAUCAGUAUUGACCAGCAAAACUGUGUAUUAAGCUUUGAGACAUUAAAAAGUAUUUUGUGAGAUAACAUGCGCUCUUUCUUUUGCAUUUGUCUCCUUUUAUUUGAAGCUGCUUUGUAUUGUCUUGUAAAUAAUUGAACUGAAAUAUAUUGUUUGGGGAAGUAAUUAAAAACAAAUCCUACAUGUUUUGCUACAUCAUUUUUACAAUAAAUAGUUAUACAACUGUAAUAACAGUUGAGAAACUAAA